Dichotomopilus funicola is the source of this 762-nucleotide messenger RNA. RefSeq lists its product as uncharacterized. The transcript has a single exon. Gene Ontology annotation, molecular function: protein binding. Bases 1 to 762 code for a protein of 253 amino acids. NCBI's taxonomy places the organism in Eukaryota, Fungi, Ascomycota, Sordariomycetes, Sordariales, Chaetomiaceae. The record is from RefSeq and is a predicted model, not a curated record.
AUGGCCACCCGCAUCGCCGGCUACUACCAGCAGCGCAGCCAAGCCUGGGCCGCCGCCCACCGCAAGCAGUGCCAGGCCGCCAUGCAGGCCGCUACCGUGGUAGUGGCCUGGUAUGUACGCGAUCGCCUAGCGCGGCGGAGGAAGCGGAAGAGAAGAAAGUUUGCGCGCGCGCUGGAGGCCAGGGAGCGGGAGAAAGAGCGGGAGCGGGAACGAGAGCGCAGGAGGGUCGCCGCCGGCGGUGUUGGCGCUGCGGGAGGGUGUGCGGCUUGGGAGUCGGUCCGGCGGUGGGUGUGUCGGCUACCUCCGCCGUCGUUGGCCCCCUCGUUGCCCCUAGUGGGCGUGGGUAUUCCCGGAGGCCCGUUUGCCUCAGCGGCGGUAGCCGCAGCUGCCGUGGCAGCCAAUGGGUCCGGUGCCGACGCCGCGAGGGACAUGCCGUGGGACCGGGACGAAGCGAACUUCGACAUGGACCGGGCGAGGGCGCGCGAUAAGGACGCACAGCUGUACGAUGUGGCGGACAAUAUCAUCAAGAACCACCUGACGAGGACGGAUGUGCCGCUAUUGGGCGCGCUGUCGUUUGAUGAAAGCGAGAGUGAGAGUGAAGAGGAGGAGAGCGAGGAUGGGAGUAUGGACUAUGAUGAGGAGGAUGCUGAGGGGGAGGAUGAUGAGUAUGAGGGUAAUGGUUGUCAGGCGGCUGCUCCUCAGGGAGGCAUGGCGUCGGGUUCUAAGGAUGCCCAGUUGGGGACGCCUAACGGCGGGCGGUAA